AUGGAAUGCAAUAAAGAUGAGGCCACCCGAGCCAAAGGGAUUGCAGAGGAGAAGAUGGAGAACAAUGACUUUGAAGGGGCAAGAAAGAUUGCUUUGAAAGCACGAAAUCUUUACCCUGAACUUGAUAAUAUAGCGCAGAUGCUGGCCAUCUGUGAUGUUCAUUGUGCAGCUAAAAAUAGGAUUUUGGGAUCUGAAAAGGACUGGUAUGAAAUCCUUGGGGUUGGAAAGUUGGCUGAUGAAUUGACCAUCAAGAAACAAUACCGACGACUUGCACUUGUUCUUCAUCCUGAUAAGAACAGAUUUCCUGGUGCAGAAGCUGCUUUUAAGCUGAUUGGGGAAGCAAAUUUAGUGCUUACGGAUCCAGUGAAGAGGUCUUCAUUCGAAAGUAAGAUUAGAGUUUCAGUUAGAUCAGCUCCAUCAAAUCAACCCCCUCCUGACGUAAUCAUAAAUCCUUCUUUAAAGAAACAAUAUGGAUUUCAAAACAAAUUUCCAAAAUGUUAUGCUGAUAAAUUCAGUGGUCUGAAUCAUCAUCAAGCAACGGGGUUCAAUUCAACUGUUGGACAGGGAAUGAUCUGGACUAGUUGCCCUUUUUGCACUAUUAAAUUCCCGUGCCAGAAAGAAAAUGUGAACAGAUCUUUGCAGUGCCCUUACUGCAUAAAACCCUUUAUUGCUUAUGAUAUAGGUGUGCAAGGCAUUUCCUUAGGAUCUAAAUGCAGUCAGCCUGGUCCUCAACAUGUAUUUUCAAAAUUUGAGAUCCCUAAUCAGGGUGCCCCUAAGAUGGGUGUGCAAAAUAGCACCAGAUUCCCAGCUCCUGGUGCAGGAUCUCAGGGGAAUGCUAGUAGUAAAAACCUUGGAUCAGAAUCAGGAAUCCGGACCAACAGCAAUGCCAAAGUCAGUGGGGAUGUGAAAAUGAAAGAAAACGUGACCUGGAAUGCCUAUUCCAUGAGAGGUGGAAUGCCCAAUGGUAAUGUGAUGACUAGAGAAUCAGAUCUGAAAAACAAAAACAGAAAGAGGGGAAGGAAAAGCGUAGUGGAAUCUAGUGAGAGUUGUGAUACAUCAAGUAGUGUCGACACAGAAGAUGUGGUUGUUGAGGAAAAUUUUGGAGAUCCUGCUAAAAUGGGUGGUUCUGGACUUAAUGGUAAUCACUUUGUACGAAGAUCAACUCGGCAAAGACAACAUAUCUCAUACAAUGAAAUUGAUGAUGACAACAAUGACAUUGCCAUCCUUCCAAAGAGAUCGCAGAGUGUUAAAGAAGAGCAAGAGGAUUCUCUAGAUACUGAAGAUUUGAAGAGUGGCAAUGCAAAUGGUUUUUGUACUGAUGCAGAUAAUGCAAGAACUGAAGUACUAGAUGAUUCUCAAUCAGAUUCAGAUGCUCAAUUUAUUGAGUGUCCUGAUGCAGAAUUUAAUGAUUUUGACAAGGCUAAAGAGGAAAGCUGUUUUUCUGUUGAUCAAAUGUGGGCUUGUUUUGAUACAUUAGAUGGCAUGCCAAGGUUCUAUGCGCUGGUCAAAAAAGUAGUUAGUCCUGGAUUUAAAUUGCAAGUUACCUGGUUAGAAGCUGAUCCGGAAGAUGAAGCUGAGAAGAAUUGGGCUAGAAAGGAGUUACCUGUUGGUUGUGGCAGAUUCAAGCGUGAGAAGAGUCAAUACACUUCAGAUCGUCUUACAUUCUCUCAUCAAGUGCUUUAUGAGAAGGGUAAGAAGAAAGGUUCUUUAGUCAUAUAUCCUAGGAAAGGGGAGAUUUGGGCUCUUUUCAAGGACUGGGAUAUAAGAUGGAGUUGCAACAGAAAGAAUUUUAAACAUUUCAAAUAUGAAAUUGUGGAGGUUCUUACUGAUUUUGUUGCAGUUGCUGGUGUAAAGGUUGCUUACUUAGAUAAAGUUAGUGAAUUUGUUAGCCUAUUUCAGCGAACGGACAGAAGUGAUAAUGAUUCAUUUUUUAUAAGGCCCCAUGAACUGUUUAGGUUCUCUCAUCAAAUUCCUUUUUUUAGAAUGACUGGUUCUGAAAGAAAUGGAGUUCCAGUAGAUUCUUUUGAACUUGAUCCCAGUUCCCUACCUCUCAAUCCUGAUGAUUUGUGGUAUCCUGGUAAGGGCAAGGCAGGCAUUCAACGGAAACAUGGAUGGUGA
This is a messenger RNA of Fraxinus pennsylvanica, 2118 nucleotides long. The record is from the annotation of a GenBank genome assembly. NCBI's taxonomy places the organism in Eukaryota, Viridiplantae, Streptophyta, Magnoliopsida, Lamiales, Oleaceae.